UGCUCUCCGCUCAGUAGCACACAGAGGAGAGCGUCUCGAUAAGUUUGAAUUUGGAAAUAUCGUCCCGUGACUCCAGCGGAAGGCAUAUGUAUUCGGACUUUUGAUUCGAAGAGGAAGGCAUUUUGGAGGACGAUAGAAGUCUUUAUUUUCCAGAAGAGAACAGCAAGUGAGUGAAGGCUGCCUGUGAGCCUUGUUGUCCCGGGGGAGCCUUUUUUGUUUGGGGUCAGCCGAACUGUACUGGUGUACUGGCGCGGUUUCUUCAGCUUGGACAGAAACUGGAAAAUAUUCUCAAAUUCUUUGUGCCUGACGUGUUUGAGCCCACUGGGUUAAGCUGUGAUGAGGAGGGAAUUUAACAGCGGUGAAGCGCCAGACGGAGACAGCGAAAGCUAAGCUCAUCUCACCAACCAACGGUGGUCAACCACCACAGCUUCGACCACAGAAAUACAGGCUGCUCAUUGCAGUGAGUCAGUAUCAUGGAGGCAGGCAGCGGGGCUGCCGCAGCGGUGGGGAGUGCAGCACUAGGACUGCUGGGAGCCACAGCCACGUCCAGCCAUGACAUCUUGGACAGGGGCCUAAGGCCUGGACGUCACCUGGAGGACAACGACAUUGUGCCUGAACUGGCAAACAUCCAUCCUAGAGAGCGACCUGACUGGGAGGAGACCAUCAGUGCCAUGGCAAGGAGUGCAGAGAUCCCUGAGCUGAGGACGGAGCCCCUCAUGCGCUCAUGCAGCAGCAGCACGGCCAGCAUGAAGGUCAAGAAUGUCAAGAAACUUAGCUUCACCAAGGGCCACUUCCCCAAACUGGCAGAAUGUGCUCACUUCCACUACGAAAAUGUAGACUUUGGCACAAUUCAGUUGUCCCUUGGGGAUGAACAGUGUGAAGUGACGCGGAACGGCUAUGAGUCGAAGGAGCUGGUGUACUUAGUUCAUAUUUACUGCCAGGGCCGAAGUUGGAUUGUGAAGCGCAGCUAUGAAGAUUUCCGUGUCCUGGACAAGCACCUCCACCUCUGCAUCUACGACCGACGGUUCUCACAGCUGCCUGAGCUGCCUCGAUUGGACAGUCUGACUGACCAGUCAGAGUCAGUUUCUCAGAUGUUGUUGGCUUACCUCUCCCGGCUCUCAGCCAUCGCUGACAACAAGAUCAACUGUGGGCCUGCCCUCACAUGGAUGGAGGUUGACAAUAAGGGAAAUCAUCUGCUGGUUCAUGAAGAGUCGUCUAUCAAUGUGCCAGCUAUUGCUGCUGCCCAUGUCAUCAAGCGCUACAUUGCCCAGGCGUCAGACGAGCUGUCCUUUGAGGUUGGUGACAUUGUGUCAGUGAUUGACAUGCCCCCUAAAGAGGACACCACAUGGUGGAGGGGCAAGCAUGGCUUUCAGGUUGGCUUCUUUCCCAGUGAGUGUGUGGAGCUCAUAAAUGAUAAAGUGCCGCAGUCCAUGACCAACACGGUGCCAAAGCCAGCCUCCCCCUGCUCUGGCCUGCAGCCUGCUUCUUGGAGUCUCUUCCCCCCCUACUUGGAGAUGGAGAAUGUAAUACAGGACAGUGCAUGGGUGGCCGACCCGCUAAACCACUACAGCCUAAGUUCAGUGUCUAAGAAGCACGGGAAGCUGAUCACCUUCUUGCGCUCCUUCAUGAAGUCCAGGCCCACCAAACAGAAACUGAAGCAGAGAGGCAUCCUCCGGGAGAGGGUGUUCGGCUGCGACCUGGGAGAACACCUCCUCAACUCUGGACAUGAUGUACCCCAGGUCCUCAAGAGUUGCACCGAGUUCAUUGAGAAGCACGGUGUGGUGGACGGUAUCUACCGCCUCUCUGGCAUCGCCUCAAAUAUCCAGAAAUUGCGGCACGAGUUUGAUUCUGAGCAGAUCCCCGACCUGACCAAAGAUGUUUACAUCCAGGACAUCCACUGUGUUGGCUCGCUGUGUAAGCUCUACUUCAGAGAGCUGCCCAACCCCCUGCUCACCUACCAGCUCUACGAGAAAUUCUCUGAUGCUGUAUCAGCAGCAACGGACGAAGAACGACUCAUCAAAAUCCAUGAUGUCAUCCAGCAGCUUCCUCCACCGCAUUACAGGACCCUGGAGUUCCUUAUGAGACACCUUUCCCGCCUAGCAGCAUUCAGCUACAUCACCAACAUGCACAGCAAGAACUUGGCCAUUGUCUGGGCACCUAACCUGCUGAGGUCAAAGCAGAUUGAAUCUGCAUGCUUCAGCGGCACAGCGGCCUUCAUGGAAGUCAGAAUCCAGUCGGUGGUGGUGGAGUUCAUCCUCAACCAUGUGGAUGUUCUCUUCAGCACUAAGCUCAGCUCACUAAUACGGGAAGGAGCAGGUCACAACUCAUUGUCACGGCCCAAGUCCCUGCUGGUUUCAUCACCCUCCACUAAACUUCUGAGUCUGGAGGAAGCCCAAGCCAGGACCCAGGCUCAGAUCAACUCUCCAGUCACUGAAGACAGCAAGUACAUCGAGGUGGGCGAAGGUCCAGCUGCCCUGCAGGGAAAGUUCCACACUGUUAUCGAGUUUCCGACUGAGAGGAAGAGGCCUCCUAUUAAAUCCAAGAAGUCUCCUGUGGGUAGUUGGCGUUCUUUCUUCAACCUGGGCAAGUCUUCCUCCAUGUCCAAGCGCAAGCUGCACCGUAACCCUAGUGAACCUAAUGAACUAAAGGCUAUGGCUCUGGCCGGAGGCAGAGGAGACACUGCAACGUUAAGAUCAGCCAAAAGUGAAGAGUCAUUGAGCUCCCUGCACAAUGUUGAAGGAGAGUCCAAGGUGUACCGUCCUAGGCGGCCACGCUCCAGCAGCGACGCCCUGUCAGCUUCUUUUAAUGGCGAGCUGCUGGACAGCCGGCAGCACUGCAACUCCUAUGACAACCUGGGUGCCACAGAAGACAGCGACGGAGAUGACGGGCCCAUCUGUGUGCCUGCCCUCAUAUCACCUCCCCGCUCAGCAGGUGAAGAUGUGGACCUCAGCCCGCCAGACAUUGGCAUGGCCUCCUUGGACUUUGACCCCAUGUCUUUCCAGUGCAGUCUCCCCGACACCUCCUACUCCUUUCCCCUAGAUGACUCACCUGCCGGGGCUGAGGGUUCCACGUUAAAGAGGAGCCCGGGCAGUGUCUGUGGCGAGACCAAUGGCUCUAACUUCAUCUCUACCACCAUCCUGGGUAGCUUGAUGUCGCCCGUGUUGUCCACAGACUUGAGCGUGGCUGCUGGAGAGAAGGUGGAAAGCAAGAAACUGACCACUUCCUAUUCUUACACUGAUAAACCCACACAGGCUGUGUCGCCUAUUAAAUGUGGAAAAACCACUAGUUUGACCAAAUUUGCAACUUCAGAGCUUUUCUCUACAGAGACGCCUGACCAGAACACAGCGGGACAGAUUGUGUCUCCACAACCAUUAUCUCCUCCUUCAAUAGCCAAGGACUCUCCACCCCUGAUGGGCAGUGUGCUGUUGCGGGCAGCUGAGCCAUCGCUAAGUGAAGCUUUCCAAAUGGAGCUGCACUCUAAACUGGCAGCCUUUGACAGUGUGGACAGUCGAGAGCUGAAAGGAGAGGACAGCAUACAGCAGGCGCCAGCUGCAAGCAGCCAGGAGCAUCAAGGAGUCGUAGCUCCGGAUUCUUCAAAGGACCUCACCCCUCGUUCCCUCAGCUCUUCAGCUCCCACUACUGCUCCUCCUCCUCCUCCUCCUAAAAAUGCUGCCCGCAUGUUGGCCCUGGCUCUUGCUGAGUCUGCUCAGCAGGUCUCCAUUCAGUCUCAGUCCAGGUCCUCGGAGCCCCCCACACCGGUGUCCCCUCUGCAGCCACAGGAGGCCUCACACUUCCAGGACUUGCCACAUCCACUGGUCCAACAUUUCCAGCUGCCAUCUGAGGAAGGGGCAGGGAGAGGAAGUUCCCCACCACCAAACAGCACUGCUCCAAAUGUCACCCCAGCCUCAUCUUAUACCUCUGCUUCCAGUCCUAUAAUCAAACAGCAGCCUCUAGAGUUAACCAGCACCAUUACCAAGCCAUCAGACAGUACCAAGUCCUCUAUAACUCCACCUGGAACACAGCCAGAAACAGACCCCACACCACCAGACACUCCUUUUUACAAGUGUGCCCCUCACUCCAGUUCAACCAGCCUGACUUCCCCAAUAAGGAAAAGUCCAGAGAGGCAGCAGCCUGUCACAGGACAUGUUCCAGGCUGCACCAGCUCAACUAAUACAAGUCCAGCGACCUUGCCCAGUGGCAGCUGCAAAGAUAAUGGAGUUUUACCACAGCCUGUUCCUGAAAAUUAG
Epinephelus lanceolatus (giant grouper) is the source of this 4247-nucleotide messenger RNA. NCBI's taxonomy places the organism in Eukaryota, Metazoa, Chordata, Actinopteri, Perciformes, Serranidae. The record is from RefSeq and is a predicted model, not a curated record.